AUGGUACGAGGCCAUCCAGCAUUGCAGGGAUUUCAGAGUCUCCUACGAAAACGACAGGUGCUGGUGGUUUUCCUUACGCGUGUGGCUUUUUUUCCCAUUGCAGUCAAGAAUUAUGGACUUAGUGUACUUGACGUUACCUUCCACGUGUAUUUUGCGGCGGCAUUAUUAACAGGACUCCCGUUCUCAGCUAUUUGGGUUUACUCAGGGCACGCAGUUGAGAAUUUCACGGUGCUCUUGGCCACUCCAACGGCCUCAAGACACCGCACCGAGAUGGUCUUGUUGCUUGUGGGAGUGGGCAGUGCCUUGCUACUACUAGCCGUGGUGGGGUUGUACACCCGCAAGUACGUGCUAGGACUUGCGGAGAAGGAAAACGAGACAGGAAUUGCAACAGCGGCGCCCACAACAUCGGGCGUUUCCAAGAUAGACGGAUUCACGUCCUUUGCUGCGGUUGCAGCCACGACGAGAGAGCAGAAGUCGUGUUAG
Peronospora belbahrii is the source of this 483-nucleotide messenger RNA. NCBI's taxonomy places the organism in Eukaryota, Oomycota, Peronosporomycetes, Peronosporales, Peronosporaceae. The record is from the annotation of a GenBank genome assembly.